AUGUGGUGGCUCGGGAGAUCGCAGCGUGUAGUUCGUAGUAGAAUUCACGCACUUCAGCUGGAAAUAUGGCACUCAUAUAAUACUAGCACAGCAGUGCGGAGGCCCUUGCGUGUCCGUUUUGCGCCGUCACCCACCGGCUACCUUCAUGUGGGUGGACUCCGGACAGCUUUACUGAAUCAGUUGUGCGCGAGACGCAACGGUGGCCAGUGGAUUCUUCGUAUUGAGGACACGGAUCAAUCAAGGGUCGUGGAUGGUGCUGUGACUGCACUACAAGAAUCUUUGCGCUGGGCAGGUCUCGAGUACGACGAGGGACCCGACGUUGGCGGUCCCUACGGUCCAUAUGUUCAGUCGCAGCGCUUGGACAAGUAUACUGCCUAUGCAAACAAGUUGCUUCAAAGCGGACAUGCGUAUCGAGAUUUUCGGCCUCCGACACAGCGUGAAGAGAAUGCUCGAGCAUCAGCACUUUUGCGAGAAGCCUACUUGCCUCCCAGUGAAGCAGAAGCUCAGGAACGAAUCGGGCGUGGCGAGACAUUCGUGGUACGCCUCAAGAUGGAUCCACAACGCACGUACGUCUACAACGACGUGGUGUACGGUGCCAUGAAAUUCCGGCCCGAUGUUAUGAGCGGCGCCACGGACGAUCCUAUUAUCGUGAAGAGCGACGGUUGGCCAACGUAUCAUUUAGCGAGCGUUGUCGAUGACACAGAAAUGCGUAUCACGCACGUGCUACGUGGUGAAGAAUGGAUUCCAUCCAUGCCAAAACACCUUGCGCUGUACGAAGCGCUGGGUGCACCACCGCCUGUGUUUGUCCACUUGCCACUACUUGUCAAUGCUGAUGGAACGAAACUUUCGAAGCGUUCCGGUGAUGUGCGCGUCACUGAUUACCAGGAACGUGGCUGGGAGCCCGAGACACUCGUGAAUCUCGUUGCGCUCACUGGAUAUAGUCAUGCCGAUGUGGAUCGGGCAGACCAGGACGUCAAGACAAUGGAUGAGCUGACCGAACAAUUUGAUCUCACACGCAUCUCUCAUACAAGGUCCACACUUCCACUCGACAAGCUUGCUUACCUGAAUAAACAUCACCUUCGUUGCAAGCUAGAGCGCGCGAGAGAUUGUGAGAAAACACGGUAUAAUAUCGUCAAGAUCCGUCUUCGGCCCAUAUUAGAUCGCCUUGUUUCAACAAACGCGUAA
This is a messenger RNA of Malassezia globosa CBS 7966, 1185 nucleotides long. RefSeq lists its product as uncharacterized. Bases 1 to 1185 code for a protein of 394 amino acids. The transcript is spliced from 3 exons. Gene Ontology annotation, biological process: glutamyl-tRNA aminoacylation. NCBI's taxonomy places the organism in Eukaryota, Fungi, Basidiomycota, Malasseziomycetes, Malasseziales, Malasseziaceae. Gene Ontology annotation, molecular function: glutamate-tRNA ligase activity; ATP binding; zinc ion binding. The record is from RefSeq and is a predicted model, not a curated record. Gene Ontology annotation, cellular component: mitochondrion.